ACAAAGCGACCCGGAAGCGCUGAACCAAUUGGAGGCAGGCAGAAAGAAUACCAAUCUUUAAUAAUAAAGCAAGACAAAAUCUGCAAUCGGGACAUCAGACCAACAAUGUGUGCUAAACUGUCUAGGCAUAAAACCUCUGGCAUAAACCUUUGGGAAUGGGGAUAAAGAAUAUUCAAGGAUGGCUGAGCCUCGGUUCAACAACCCCUACUUCUGGCCUCCGCCUCCCUCCAUGCCUGGCCAGCUGGAUAACCUGGUGCUCAUCAACAAGAUCAAGGAGCAGCUGAUGGCUGAGAAGAUCCGACCCCUGCACCUGCCACCCAACUCAGCCCCCUCCCAGCAAACCCUGCUGGUGGCUUCCUCCCCCUCAGACGGGGGGCAGCAGCAGCAUGGCAUGCCCAUGCCCAAGCACCAGCAGGGGCAGCACCACCCUCAGGGCUUGGUCCAGCAGCCCGACAUCGCCCUGCACGCCCGCCCAGCCUCCAGCUCUGUGCCAGUUAGAUCAGUUAACUUUAUUACCUUCAAUGUCGAUGAUGCAGACGUGAAUAUGGAUGACAAGUCAGCAGUGAAGGCCAAAGGACUGUGGGAUGAGUGGCACAUGCGACAGAUCGUAGAGCAGCCCUCUAGAGUUAACCAUCGGUCAGUCUUUAUGUGCCCAUACACAGGUCUGGCCCGGCCGGACGGCCACAGCACUUCCGAGGCCCUCACGCCCACCACACCCACCUCCAGCAGCCAGAACCGACUGGGAGGGGCCCCAUCGGUCAACAUCAUCUCCGGGCUGGCCAGUGGGCCUGGCAUGGAGCAGAUGAAGAACGGGGGCCUGGCCGGACUCCUCGGCCCUCCACCCAAGACACCCCGCGGGAGGAAGAAGAUCAAAGCGGAGAGCGGAGGGCCUCUUCUGGUGGUGCCCUACCCCAUCAUGGCCUCUGGCGCAGACCAGGGCUGCAUCACCUUCCCUGCCAAAGAGGGCAAAACGUACAGAUGCAAAGUGUGUCCGCUUACCUUCUUGUCCAAGUCGGAGAUGCAGAUCCACUCCAAGUCCCACACGGAGGCCAAACCCCACAAGUGUCCCCACUGCUCCAAGUCCUUUGCCAACGCGUCCUACCUGGCCCAGCACCUCCGCAUUCACCUGGGCAUCAAGCCUUACCACUGCUCCUACUGCGAGAACUCCUUCCGUCAGCUCUCGCACCUGCAGCAGCACACCAGAAUCCACACUGGUGACAGACCCUAUAAAUGCGCGGCCCCUGGAUGUGAAAAGGCCUUUACCCAGCUCUCAAACCUACAGUCUCACCAGAGGCAGCACAACAAGGACAAGCCGUACAAAUGUCCCAACUGCUACCGUGCCUACUCAGAUUCAGCAUCGUUACAGAUCCACCUGUCUACGCACGCCAUCAAAAACGCUAAGGCCUACUGCUGCAGUAUGUGUGGCCGGGCAUACACCUCAGAAACCUACCUUAUGAAGCACAUGUCCAAACAUACAGUGGUUGAGCACCUAGUGAGCCACCAGUCCCCCCAGAGGACAGAGUCCCCCAGUAUCCCAAUACGCAUCUCCCUCAUCUGAGCUCUCCACCCACACAGCAGUACUGUAUGUUGUUGUAUUCAUUUUCUAUGUAAGGCUGUAGUUUAGGAACCCUGCAUAUAAGGUCAUCAACACAAGGCCUACAUACAGUGCCUUUGGAAAGUAUUCAGACCCCUUGACUUUUUCCACAUUUUGUUACGUUACAGCCUUAUUCUAAAAUAGAUUUUUUAAUAGAAAUCCUCAGCAAUCUACACACAAUACCACAUAAUGACAAAUUUAAUACAGAUUUUUUGAAUUUGUAGCAAAUUUAAAUAAAAUAAAAAACAGAAAUAGCUUAUUUACAUAAAAGUAUUCAAACCUUUUACUCUUUUUAAUUAUUUUAUUUAACCUUUAUUUAACCAGGAAGGGCUCAUUGAGAUUAAAAUCUAGUUUUCAAGAGCGCCCUGGCCAAGAUAGGCAGCACCAAGUCAUUACAAAAAAAAUUGACAGACAGACAACAUGAAAAACUACAAGUAAUCUAGUAAAAACCAUUGAAUUCACAAGAGUAUAAAACAGCAAAUUAAAAACAUUGACAGGUCAGGGAAUCAGCCUCAAAAUCCUUCAUCAGUGAUUUAAAAACACCAUUCGGGACAAGUUCUUCCAGUUUAAAAGUAUUUUGUAAGGUGUUCCAAGACGAUGGCGCAGAGUAUAUAAAGCAGAGUAUAUAAAAGCCCUUUUACCAAAUUCAGUUCGGACAUUUGGAACAGUUAGCAGGAUAACGUCCAGCGAACGAAGAGAGUACCCACCACAUUUAUGAACAAUAAAAAUAUCAAAAUAAAAAGGUAAUAAACCCAAAAUGGCUUUGUAAAUAAAAGUAUACCAGUGACUGAGCCUACGAGUGACUAGAGAAGGCCAGCCAACCCUGGUAUACAAAGUGCAGUGGUGCGUAAGGGUUUUGCAGUUUAAAAUAAAUCUCAAAGUACCAUGGUAAAGAGUGUCAAUUGAUCUCAAACACUGAGCGGAAGCAUUCAUAUAUAAAAUAUCUGUGAUAAAAUGCUGGGUUCGUUGUCUGAGUCAGGCGCAAGACACAGGUUUGAGAAAACACAGAAGUCUUUACUCAAAAUAUUAAAAAAUGGAAUAUCUCCAACAUGGAAACAUAAAGUCUAGAGAAACCCUCCAACACACACGGUAACACAAAACAAUCACGGACAAAACAGAAAGGUAGACGAGAGGGUAAAUAAGGAACAUAAUAAGGGAGUAGAAAUCAGGUGUGCGUAAUCAAGACAAAACAAAAGGAAAAAGGACACAUGGAUCGGUGAUGACUAGAAAUGCCGGUGACUUCGACCGCCGAACCCCGCCCGAACAAGGAGAGGAGCCGACCUCAGCCGAAGUCGUGACAAUGUAGCUGAUACUAGCCUCAUUCUGGCUUCAAAAGAAAAACAGGCCUUAUUCCUAAAAUAAAGUCCCAAUUUCAGCUUCAAUUUUUUUGUAAGUUGUUGAAUAUAUUACUCAAAGUAAUUUAUGGUAGAAUGGCCAGACGGAAGCCACUCCUGAGUAAAAGGCACACGACAGCCUGCUUGGAGUUUGCCAAAAGGCACCUAAAGAUUCUCAGACCAUGAGAAACAAUAUUCUCUGGUCUGAUAAAACCAAGAUUGGACUCUUUGGCCUGAAAGCCAAGCGUCACAUCUGGAGGAAACCUGGCACCAUCACUACGGUGAAGCGUGGUGGUGGCAGCAUCAUGCUGUGGGGAUGUUUUUCAGCGGCAGGGACUGGGAGAUUGUCAGAAUCUGUCAGAAUCUAGGCAAAGAUGAACGGAGCAAAGUAUAGAGAAAUCCCGGAUGAAAACCUGCACCAGAGCGCUCAGGACCUCAGACUUGGGCGAAGGUUCACCUUCCAACAGGAGAUUGACCCUAAGCACACAGCCAAGACAACGCAGGACAAGUCUCAAUGUCCUUGAGUGGCCCAUCCAAAGCCCGGACUUGAACCCGAUCGAACAUCUCUUGACCUGAUAAUAUCUGUGCAGAAACGCUCCCCAUCCAACCUGACAGAGCUUGAGAUGAUCUGUAAAGAAGAAUGGGAGAAACUCCCCAAAUACAGGUGUGCCAAGCUUGUAGCGUCAUACCCAAGAAGACUUGAUGCUGUAAUCGCUGCCAAAGGUGCUUCAACAAAGUACUGAGUAAAGGGUCUGAAUACUUAUGUAAAUGUGAUAUUUCUGUUUUUUUUUUGCAAAAAUGUCUAAAAAUUGGGUAUUUAUGGGGUAUUGUGUGUAGAUUGGUGAGGGGAAAAAACAAUUUAAUCAAUUUUAGAAUAAGGCUGUAACGUAACAAAAUGUGGAAAAAGUCAAGGGGUCUGAAUACUUUCUGAAAACACUGUAUGCAUUCACAUGACACCUGACAUUCAUUUCCAAACCCCUUGUUCUAUUUUGACACAGAUUGGGUCAGUUAAAUGAAAACAAACACAUUCUUUGCAAAGGUUUAUGUCAAUGGAAACAAAUGUCGGAUAAUGUCUCGCGUCGAAUAAAACUGAGCACUUACAAAGGCGUUUUGCAAACAGUGAUAUAUAGUACCAGUCAAAAGUUUAGACACACUUACUCAGCAUUUUUUUUCUUUAUUUUUACUAUUUUCUACAUUGUAGAAUAAUAGUGAAGACAUCAAAACUAUGAAAUAACACAUAUGGAAACAUGUAGUAACGAAAAACGUUUUAAACAAAUCAACAUAUAUUUUAGAUUCUUCUAAGUAGCCACCCUUUGCCUUGAUGACAGCUUUGAACACUCCUGGCUGAGGUGCUGCUACUCUAAUGAACUUAUCCUCUGCAGCAGAGGUAACUCUAGGUCUUCCUUUCCUGUGGCGGUCCUCAUGAUAACCAGUUUCAUCAUUUUUGGUUACAUGAUUCCAUGUGUUAUUUCAUAGUUAUGAUGUCUUCACUAGUAUUCUACAAUGUAGAAAAUAGUACAAAUAAAGAAAAACCCUUGAAUGAGUAGUUGUGUCCAAACAUUUGACUGGUACUGUAUAUAUUCCAUUAAAUGGAUUUCCAAAAUGUGCCAGACAAUAUUUGCCCUUAUACGGAAAAUAAAUCGAUUUAAAAAAAAUCUGGGUGUGUUCUGGUGACAUCCAAAGAGCAUCUUAAAGGGUCAAUAUGCAGUUGCUACAUACAUUCUUGGACGUAUAAAGGUAUUCUAUGUCCCCAUUGAUUCUUGAAGAAUAUAACUUAGAAAUGCUUCAUAAGUUUAGGUCAACUUUCAUACCGCAUCAGAACCCAAAAUAUAAGCUUGUUUUACACCAAUGUUUGUAAACAAGGUAAAUGUAAACGAACACUGUAUACCCUUAAAACAAUGGUUAAAACUAUCCUUUUGAUAUCAUGGGUGGUCAGUCGUUGCAUCUAUAGCCCGGUCUAUGAAUUUGAGAGUUGUUACAUUUCUCCAGCCCCAUCCCUCAACGUUUUACCGAAACAGUGGCGGGGAAUACAUUUUGUUAUUGUUUCAACUGCGGAUUGUCCCUUUAAAGCACUUUCAGGCUUUGUGGUUUUGACUCCAAAUGUUUCCACCUUUUCCAAUGGAAAUGCAAAAGCAUUGCUUGAGGCAGCUAAGAGUAUUGACUGUGUCUAAUCGAAAGUCUGUUUUUUUGUUGUUAUAUUUUUGUUCAAUGCAAGUAUACAGGGUCAAACUAUAAAAGAGUCAUUUAAGCAGAAACCAAUUGGAACAAUGUGGACCAUUCGUUUUGUCAGGUUGUUUCUCUCAGAGGAAUGAUGAAACAAACUAAAGUGCACCAAAAUGUAAAAAAGGAAGGAAUGUUUGUUUUGUCCAGAUCAUUUCAAUCAUUGUUUAUGGUUAAUCGAAUCAAGAUCAUAUGGGUUAUAAUGACCAGACACUAAUUCAAUCAACUGAACUGUUCACAUCAACAGAACAUUUCACCCACCGGUUUUCCUUGCGGCCAGGUAGCACAGAUGGAAGCUUUGCACCUAUGUGAGCCAAGUCAAGAUUCAUUAGGAAAGCAAGCUAACAUUAGCUAGUGUGCCAGCUUUACGGUAUUGCUUGGCACGGCCCUCGAUAGGCAUACGCAAAACUAUCGCGAUGAGUAUUACAACUGUCAUUUACAGUCAUGCCAGCGUUUGUCAAGUAACUUCCAAUGGUUCUCCUAAUACAAGCACCUGUUAGCUAGGGUGCUAAUAACAGAGAGUAAUGCUUUUGUCACUAUAGUUCUAUAAUAAGUCACAACAGCUGAUGAUGGCUCUCAUGAUUGUGACCGAGUCAGGCAGGCCUUGACAGGGGGGCAUCAAGUUAAGUGUUGCCACGUUGGUAAUGUUGUUAGGUCUAUGUUACUUGAGUAGAACAUUUCUACUCCAAAUAUAGAGAAAUAUAUAGCGAGCUUACAUUUAUUGGAGGUUAAGUAUUUUGGUAUUUAUGUUGACUUCUAGUUUGUUAUAAUCUCACUUGUGUCACAUUCCAAAUCUUAUCAAGUCAACCUAAAGCUAACAGGACAAUAGUAUUUGAAAGUGGACCAAAAAGUGAACCAAUAUUAACCCCUAAGCCCACUACAUUCAGGAUAGAUUCAUCUUGAUUUUUCAACAGGUUUACAUUUAAUUACUGUAAAGUAUAGUCAGUAUGAAUUUGUUCAAAGGUACCAUACCAUAUAUAACUUCAUAUGAACUGGCAGUGUUACUGCAAGUGUUUCUUUCAUCAUGGUAUACACAGUAUUGUUUGUUGUAUUUUUACUGUAAUUAUACCUUCUGGUUGCUCAGGAUGGUACUAGUAGCUUGUAUUCUUCCAAGUUGCUUAAGAAAAGGUGCUAAGGUUAGAGGUUUAUUUGAGAUGGAGCUGAGAAUAUUGUUAAAUACAUUUAUAGUAUGUAAAAAAAUAAAAAACUAUAAUUCAAGCCACUGGCCUGGAAACAAACAUUUAUGCCAACAGACCCUGCCUCUUCAAUUUUAGUCUCUUCUGAGAAAAACUAUAGGGAAAUGUACAUGUUGCUGUAUUGUAAUGAUCCUCAUUCUAGUACCAUUUUCAUAAACUGUUGUUUUGGGUUAGAGUUUUGUACAGGUAUGUUUAUGUAUGAACUUAUUGUAAUGAUUUUAGUCUAUCCGAAUAUUGAUCAUUUGUUAUUAAUAUGAAUGUUUUCAGUUUACGUAUAAGCCUUAACUAUUUUAUCAUUGAACAACCAUUUUAUUUCCAUAUUCUGUAUUGUGUUCUUCAGUAUUCAGUCUAGUAAACAUUUUUAUUUUUCCGCAUGGAAUAUCCAAACUGUAAUCUGUAUAUUAAUGAAAUGUUAACCCAUAUUCUCUAUGAAAAGAUAUGAUGUGUAGAUUUAUUACACCUCUUUCUUUGUGAUUUCAUAUAAAGUUUAGACAACUUAAUAUGCACACAAGACUGAGAAGUAAAACUAAUAUCAAUGUUUUAAAAAAACUUUAUCUUUACCUUGUUUAAUAAACAGACAGUUAAACAAAAA
This is a messenger RNA of Oncorhynchus keta (chum salmon), 6936 nucleotides long. Its product is annotated as zinc finger protein 362. The transcript is spliced from 10 exons. Gene Ontology annotation, molecular function: RNA polymerase II cis-regulatory region sequence-specific DNA binding; DNA-binding transcription repressor activity, RNA polymerase II-specific. The record is from RefSeq and is a predicted model, not a curated record. Gene Ontology annotation, cellular component: nucleus. NCBI's taxonomy places the organism in Eukaryota, Metazoa, Chordata, Actinopteri, Salmoniformes, Salmonidae. Gene Ontology annotation, biological process: negative regulation of transcription by RNA polymerase II; central nervous system development. Bases 179 to 1558 code for a protein of 459 amino acids.